AUGCCCCGCACAUAUGGCAAGAAAAAGCAGACGCGGCUUGCCUUUGCUCCGGUAGGCUCCCCGCCACCGAAAAGUGAGCAAGACUCAGAUGGUGAGACGGAUCGUCGGGCGAACUUGCGAUAUGCGCAUCCUUCCAUGCCAGUCCUCCGGCGAGGUCGAUCCCAGCCUAACAAAAAACCCUCGCCGAAACCUACCCCGGAAAAGCGUUCAAAACCGGCCGAGGACAGUGAAAGCGAUAUAGAGAUCGUUCGCAGUGUGCGCAAAACUCCGCAGAGAGGAUCCCUGAAGCGCAAGAGAAAGGACAUUCCUAGUUCCGACUCUCCUUCCCCGACACCCCAGAAUGCCGCUGUUGCUGAAGAGAGCGAUGCAGAUGAGGUUGUCCCCAUGUCUCGGCGAAAGCUGAGACGUGGUAUGGCUCCCCAGCCUGCUAUUGUGGUUGACGAUGAUGGGUCGGAAGAAGAGCCGGUUCUCUCUUCUCCCAUCAAACGCAGGAGACGCAAUGUGAGCUCUGAUGUUCCCCAAACUCCGCGUCGGAAACUAGGCCAGGACGAACUAGAUAUAGAGGAGGAUCUUGAGGAUCUACAGGACUCAGUGGUCAAGGAUACCCGAACUCGAGGUCGACUCGCGAACUCAGCACGGGCCCAAAGGCAACAACACCUGGAAGCCCUACGUCGCCGGAGGGCAGGAAAGACGGGAUCGGAUACAGAACAAUCUAAGGAUGACUCUGAAGCACCAGGGUCGAGCGAAAGUGAGAGUGAGGAUGAGGGUGAAGCCGAAAGCGAAGAGGGGACACCCGACCCGCAACCUCGGUUGCGUGAGCGGUUAGAAGACAGCGAUGUUGAAUCGGCGAUCGCAAGCAACGAUGACCUGGACCGUUACGAGGACGACUUCGUGCUAGAAGACGACGAUGACACCCUGGGGGCGCCUACAGGACUAGAAGACAUCCCCAUAGAGUUCUCCAGACACGCUUACAAGCAACUCAAGGAUUAUUUCCAAGAUGCGGUCGAAUGGAUGGUGCACAAUCAGCUCAACCCAGCUUUUCCUCGUUCCGACCCUGUCUACGAAGUGGCCUUCAACAAACUUGAAGACGAAGUAAAGGGUCGUACGGGAUCGCAGCUCGUCUCAUCGGUCUGGAACGCCAACUUCCGGAGAGCUCUCUUAGCCCGACCCCAGAUUGAGAUCACGACAUUCCCAACGAUUGAGGACCACCCAUGUGAUGCCUGCAACCGUUCAAAACAUCCGGCUUCGUUUGACAUCAAACUGUACGGACGAGCUUACUCAUUAGAGACACUCGAACCCUUUUCCUCCGACGACAGCGACGAGGAACGUGACGAGGACGACGAUGAUCAGGAAAGAGAUCGAGAUGGUCAUAUUCUACCAGACGAGAACACCCGCUUCUUCCUCGGACGCCACUGCAAGAACAAAGCCACAUUAGCCCACACACUAACCCACUGGCGAUUCCACCUCAACGAAUGGGUCACAGGCUACCUCGAACACCAGGGCCAUUUAUCCGAUACGGCAGUCGUUCGACGCAACAACUGGAGCCAAAAGCGGCAGAUCAAGAAUGCUGUCAGAGUCUUCAAUUCGAUGGUCCAAACCGGCGAAGUAAAGAAGCUCUGGCGUGACUUCCACAUCAACUUACGGACUGCCAGAGAAACCACGACCCUUGGGUAG
Aspergillus ibericus CBS 121593 is the source of this 1674-nucleotide messenger RNA. RefSeq lists its product as uncharacterized. Gene Ontology annotation, cellular component: nucleus. The coding region runs from base 1 to 1674 and encodes 557 amino acids. The record is from RefSeq and is a predicted model, not a curated record. The transcript has 5 exons. Lineage: Eukaryota; Fungi; Ascomycota; Eurotiomycetes; Eurotiales; Aspergillaceae.